Pseudomyrmex gracilis is the source of this 1042-nucleotide messenger RNA. RefSeq lists its product as uncharacterized. The coding region runs from base 434 to 1024 and encodes 196 amino acids. The record is from RefSeq and is a predicted model, not a curated record. NCBI's taxonomy places the organism in Eukaryota, Metazoa, Arthropoda, Insecta, Hymenoptera, Formicidae. The transcript is spliced from 2 exons.
GAUUGUGAUUAAUUCAGUAAAUUUCCUACAGUUUUGAACGUUUUGAAACGCUCGCAGCAUUCAGCAACAAGUGGAAGUAAUGCGCACAACAUUAGCAAGCAUUUACUCGCUGCUUUGUGCGCAUCCUUUCCACCGCUAUAGCAUGCUGCAAGCGUCUCAAAACUGACAUCUCUGUCCGGUGCCCUUAUGGGCCAUAAGGGCACCAGUAGUAACCAUCUCUGCCGCUAGCCACAAUUGCACCCUAACCACUCCAAACUGAAAUUCCGGCGUGAAACUGUAUCCGUUACAUUACGUUAUCAUUUGAAGUAUUUUGUAAGAUCUGCAAGCUCUUGUUCUACGCUUUUUUUCACCGACAAUUUUGGUGUCUAUAAGGAACAGAAAAGAAAANUAAUUUUAUAUACCUAACAUCUUGUGCGCGUGGUAUUGAAGGACCAUGGAACUUGUUACAACAAUUUUGCCGGUUUUGCGACAACGCGGAAUAAUUGCGCGUUUUUUUUCCAAAAAAUGGUCGCUUACGUUCCAUCAGCCGGAACUAACGCGCAAAUCGUCGCUUUUAAGCACGGAAUAUUCGGGUGGAAAUUCGGAAUUGCAGCUCGCGAGAUAUCCAAACCGACGUCAGUUUCUUUCCAUGUAUCCAGUUGGGACAAGACUUUUCUCGAAAAGAUAUAUUUCCAGCAAUAGAUAUCAACCUCCAGAACAUACCAGCUCUUUGCCAUUGCAGCCUGAUGAAAGACCUGCAAAAGAUGAAGAUGAUGAGAAAAGGAUAAUACAAGAAAGAAUACGUAGUAAAUCAAUACAAUCAACGAUUCCUGAAGGAAAUAUUUUACCUGAUUAUAGAGAAUUUCCUGUAAUAAGACCUUGUUGUAAUUCUAGAGUAUUUCCUAGAAUAAGACCUUGUUGUGUACCUACAUUGUAUCCUGGAAUAAGACCUUGUUGUUGUGAUCCUGGGCUAUGUCGUAGAGAAAACACAUUACGUGGUCGCCGAAAAUGGAACAGGCCAAAAAAACCUGACCAGAUUUGGUAAUAAAGUAUCUUUUAUUCA